AUGAAUGUGUUAAAGCUUUUAAUAGCAGCAGAUGAAUUAGAUUUACAAAAAUUAAUAGAAUACGUACAAUCAUAUUUAUUUGAUAAAAAAAUUGAAUUUUUAACAGAUAAUUAUUUAGAAAUUCUUAAAAUCGUAUUUCGUCAUGAAGAACUUUCAAAAUUAAGAGAUUUUUGUUUGAACCGUGUGGCAGAAGACCCAGGUGUGCUAUUUAAAUCACCAAAUUUUUACACGAUAGAUAAAUCACUUUUACGCCUAAUACUUCAACAAGAAAAUCUUGCUAUAGAUGAAAUGGAAGUAUGUAAAUUCAUGAUUCAAUAUGCUAUUACUCAAUCUUUGAGAACUUUAAACAUAGAAGAUAUUUUAGAAUUGACAUCGGAAGAUUUAAGUAUUAUAAAAGGAACGUUACAAGAAUUUAUUCCAUUAAUUAGAUGGUUUCAAAUUUCAAAUGAAAAUUUUUUAAAAUUUCAAAAAUUGUUUGAAAUUAUUUUACCGUCAGAACUUUAUGAAAAUAUCAAAAAAUUUAAUUUUAAAAAAGAAAUUGAAAAUAAAUCAAUAAUUUUGCCACCAAGAAUUCCUCAUAUAGAUUCAAAACUUUUAGGAGUAGAACACUUUGCAAUGAUUUCUAGCUGGAUAGAUAGAAAUAAUACACAAAUAUACAAAACGCAAUUUCCUUAUAAAUUUAAGUUAUUAUAUAGAGCAAGUGAGAAUGGAUUCGAAGUUGAAAAUUUUCAUAUAUUAUGCGAUAGAAAGGGACCAACCGUAACUAUCUCAAAAUUUGCAAGAAAUGGAAAAAUAAUCGGAGGUUAUAACCCAUUAGAUUGGAAACCACAAAACGAAACCAUAGAAAAUACAACAAUACUUGAUUAUCAUAGUUGGUGGGCAACAUCAGGCAGUUAUUUGUGUAUUUUUAAUAGAAGGCAAAGUAGAGAUUUUAUUGCUUUUUUGUUUUGUAAAAGUUAA
Messenger RNA from Dentiscutata heterogama, 960 nucleotides. The record is from the annotation of a GenBank genome assembly. Lineage: Eukaryota; Fungi; Glomeromycota; Glomeromycetes; Diversisporales; Gigasporaceae.